This is a messenger RNA of Bombyx mandarina (wild silkworm), 922 nucleotides long. Its product is annotated as flavin reductase (NADPH). NCBI's taxonomy places the organism in Eukaryota, Metazoa, Arthropoda, Insecta, Lepidoptera, Bombycidae. Gene Ontology annotation, molecular function: biliverdin reductase [NAD(P)H] activity; riboflavin reductase (NADPH) activity. The record is from RefSeq and is a predicted model, not a curated record.
GGAGGGGGCUACUGGCACAAGGUGACAAUUCAGUUUUGAGCCGGUGCUUGUUGAGAAAUAUCAAUAAACAGUUAAACUUAAAAUGAAGAAGGUCGUGAUUUUUGGUUCGACUGGCGUGAUCGGCUUGAACGCUGUUGAGGCGGCACUUAAAAAAGGCCUAGAAGUACGAGCGUUCGUACGUGACCCAGCAAAACUCCCAGAACAUCUUAAAGACAAGGUCGAGAUAGUCAAAGGAAAUGUUCUCGAACCAGACUCGGUACAUGAGGCCGUCGAAGGAACAGACGCUGUCGUCAUCACCCUCGGGACUAGGAACGACCUGGCGCCGACUUCGGAUUUAUCUGAAGGAACCAAAAACAUAAUAGACGCGAUGAGAGCGAAGAACGUUAAGACGGUGUCGGCUUGUUUAUCGGCAUUCUUAUUUUAUGAACAAGAAAAGGUGCCGCCGAUCUUCGUCAAUUUGAACGAAGACCACAAGAGAAUGUUCCAGGCUCUGAAAGACAGCGGCUUAAAUUGGAUCGCCGCGUUUCCGCCACACUUCACAGACGACCCAAGCCGAGAAAUGAUUAUUGAAGUGAACCCUGAGAAGACACCGGGCAGGACCAUUGCUAAGUGCGACCUCGGCACAUUCCUAGUGGACGCGCUUUCCGAACCCAAAUACUACAAGGCAGUCAUUGGCAUCUGCAAUGUGCCCAAAGAAUGAAAGACCCUAUAGUGGUUAUUAGCUUAAUAUAUCCAAUAUGUCGUAAGGUUAAAAGGAUAUUUUUACAUUUUUGUUCCUUGUAAUUUUUUCUAUAUACGAUCAAAUAUUUAAAUGUUAUCCUAAGUGCUCACUUAUUGCCACUUGCUUAGAUGCAAGAUUUAUUAUAAUAUACUAUAGGGAUAAUGGAAAAUGCAAUGUUUCAAAUAAAGUUAUUUUACUGUU